GGGCGGUGGCAGCGGGGCCGGAAGGGGCGCGGCGGCGGCGUGCGCCAUGGCGGCGGCGGGGCCCUUCGCGCUGGUGACCAGCUGCACCGCCGGCUUCGCGGCCGAGGAGCUCGUCAAACGUAUCACAGGAAGAGAUGAUCUCACUGUGGGUGCAGUUGCAAGUGGAAGGGUCAAUUUUUAUCCCUGGACAAUAGACAAUAAAUAUUAUUCAGCAGACAUUCACCUCUGUGUAGUACCCAACACAUUUCAUGUUACUGCAGAUAUUGCUGAAUCCGUGCAAGCCUUCGUUGUGUACUUCGACAGCACAAUAAAAUCUGGACUUGAUAGUGUCUCUGAAUGGCUUCCCCUGACAGAAGAGUGGUUGCCAGAAGUCAUGAUCCUGGUUUGUAACAGAGUUUCUGAAAAUGGUGUUAACAGACAGAAAGCUCAAGAAUGGUGCAUCAAACAUGGCUUUGAACUGGUGGAACUUAACCCUGAGGAGCUGCCUGAUGAAGAUGAUGAUUUUCCAGAGUCCACUGGAGUGAAACGAAUCGUGCAAGCCUUGAAUGCCAAUGUGUGGUCCAACGUUGUCAUGAAGAGUGACAGGACCCAGGGCUUUGGUCUGCUCAGUACCUUAGCAGGUGCAAACUGUAGCAUUGGGUCAGAAGAGAACCAAGACACAGAAUCCAAUCCAUCAUCAGCAGAUGGAGAAGAAUCACAGUUAGAUAGCAGAGAAGAUGGAGCGAGCACCAACGGCCUACAGACUGACAACAUUGAGGACCCCACGUUAGAUACAGACAUCCAGGAACUGGCCAACCUCACCACGAGAGACGGUGACCUGGAGAACUUUGAAAGGCUCUUUACAAAGCUGAAAGAAAUGAAAGAUAAAGCUGCUACGUUGCCUCAUGAACAAAGGAAACUACAUGCAGAGAAGGUGGCCAAAGCAUUCUGGAUGGCCAUCGGCGGGGACAGAGAUGAAAUCGAAGGCCUCUCCUCAGAUGAAGAAAACUGAGCUCUGCAGCUGCAGGCAUCAGAGCAGUGCUACAAGAAAUCUUUCCCUGCAGUGAGUGUUGAUUGUGAAAAGCCCCAUUUAGCUUUAGUUGCUUUCUUUGGUUAAAGGAUUCUCCACAUCACUGUAACUAAGUAACACAUUCCACACCUCCUAAUGGUUCCAGUGGCUGUGUCUGACUCUUCAUUUAUUCUCUCUCAGAGGGUUUUGGAAGGUGGUGCAUGCAGGGAGAGGAAAUAAUAAUAAUUAGUUUCCUUUUUUUUUGUUUUUAAUGAACAUUUUUAUUGUUUCCUUGUUGGAGUUUAAAUAAACAAAUUGACUACCAGUUAUCCCUCAACAUAUGGCUGGUGGUUGUUAAGUGACUACUUCAUUCUCAGCUCCACAUUUCAGAUGCAGGCCUGUGUGAUGGGUUUAUGUAGCUACAGAGCUGAACUCCCAGCUCAAACAGACCAGAUUUCUAGCAGCCAGGAGUUGCUGAAUUGUGCACUGCUGUGGGAUGCUCUGCCAGGGCUGCAAGGUGGAUCCUGCCCAGUGCCAAAGCUAUUAAAAGUGGCCCACAGGCUUUGAAUUCUGUUUGUGUGUGCCUGCCUCUGUGCUCCUCUGGAAAGCCAGGGCUUGUGCCACACUCCUUGCAUUCCCAUUAGAAACUAAAUUUGGGAUUAAAUGCAAGACAGAUUUUGGCUGCUGUUCCUUCCAGGGGUGAAGUUCCAUGCCCAGACCUGCAGUGCUUGGCCUCCAAGGGCUGCAGAAUGCACAGACCUUCUGCUGGUCAAUGAUGUCCUAAAGGCCUAAAGACAAAAGCUGUGAUCUCAAAAACCCCACACUGAUGGAUUCAGGCAGCAGAACAUGAACCAGCAUGUGCCCAGUUGGCCAAGAAAACCAACAGCAUCCUGGCUUGGAUCAGGAUUGGCGUGGCCAGCAGGAACAGGGCAGUGAUUGUCCUCCUGUACUCAGCACUGGUGAGGCCACACACUUUGAAUCACUGGGUUCAGUUUUGGGCCCCUCACUACAAGAAGGACUGUGAGGGGCUGGAGUGGGGCCAGAAUGGCAAUGAAGCUGCUGAUGGGUCUAGAGCACAAGUCUUGUUAGAAGCAGCUGAGGGACUUGGGGUUGUUCAGCCUGGAGAAAAGGAGGCUGAGAGGAGACCACCUUGCUCUCUACAACUCCCUGAAAAGAGGUUGGAGCUAGGCUGGGGUCAGUCCCCAUCAAACAAGCAACAGGACAAGUUACACCAGGGGAGGUUUAGAUUGGAUAUGAGGAAAAAUUUCUUCCCCAGAAGAGUUGUCAAGGCCUGUCCCAGACUGCCCAGGGCAGUGCUGGAAUCCCCAUCUCUGCAGGACUUUCAAAGCUGUGGAGGUGUGGUGCUGAAGGACAUGGUUGGGUGGUGACCAGGCAGUGCUGGGUUAGUGGUUGGACUUGAUGAUCUUAAAUGCCUCUUCCAACCAAAACAACUCUAUGAUUCUAUGUUUUAUUACAGACUGAUGCUCCUGUAGGUUCAUUCUAAGGCACCAGAGUGCAAGUCUCAAAUUGCUGCUUCAUGAUACCAAGAGU
This is a messenger RNA of Dryobates pubescens (Downy woodpecker), 2539 nucleotides long. RefSeq names its product alpha and gamma adaptin binding protein (gene AAGAB). Bases 47 to 991 code for a protein of 314 amino acids. The record is from RefSeq and is a predicted model, not a curated record. NCBI's taxonomy places the organism in Eukaryota, Metazoa, Chordata, Aves, Piciformes, Picidae. The transcript has 10 exons.